CUCUCUCUCUCUCUCUCUCUCUCGCCUAAAGCAUAAAGCCGACCUUCCCUCCACCGCCGAACCAAGAACGACCCCAAAACCUCUCUCGAUUCACUGGGACGGCGCUCUCGUCGCCUCCCUCUGUGCACGGGAUUUGGCGAGUAACAAUGGAUGGGAACACCAGCGGAGGCGGACAUUCUGAAGCAUUAAAGAACUACAAUCUGGGCAGAACAUUAGGUAUUGCCUCAUUUGGAAAAGUGAAGCUUGCAGAGCAUAAGCUUACAGGACACAAAGUUGCUAUACAAAUUCUGAACCGUCGCCAAAUGGAAAUUAUGCAAAUGGAAGAGAAAGCAAAUAGAGAAAUUAAGAUAUUGAGGUUGUUCAGUGACUUCAUUCACCCUCAUAUCAUCCGGGUUUAUGAGGUCAUUGACACACCUAAGGAUAUAUUUGUUGUCAUGGAAUAUUGCAACAAUGGUGAGCUAUUGGACUAUAUAAUUGAGAAAGGGCGGUUACAGGAAGAUGAGGCUCGUCGAAUGUUUCAGCAGAUUAUAUCAGGUGUUGAAUACUGCCACAGAAACAUGGUUGUUCAUUGUGAUCUAAAGCCAGAAAACAUGUUACUUGAUUCCACAUAUAAUGUUAAACUUGUUGACUUUGGGUUAAGUAAUGUUAUGCAUGAUGGCCAUUUUUUGAAUACAAGCUGCGGGAGUACAAACUAUGCUGCACCAGAGGUUAUCUCAGGUGAAGUAUAUGUUGGACCUGAGGUUGAUGUUUGGAGCUGUGGGGUGAUACUUUAUGCUCUUCUUUGUGGCUCUGUUCCAUUUGAUGAUGAAUAUACUCCCAGCCUGUUCAAAAAGAUAAAGGGAGGUAACUAUAUCCUUCCAAGUCAUUUAUCUGAUCUUGCAAAGGAUUUGAUCCCAAGAAUGCUUCUUGUCGAUCCCAUGAAGAGAAUCACAAUUCGUGAAAUUCAAGACCACCAAUGGUUUCAGAAUCACCUUCCUCGCUACCUGGCAGUGCCUCCAGCAGACACAACAGAGCAAGUCAAAACGGGCAAGUGGUAUGCCGUGUUCAUCGGUGAGGUUCCAGGGGUUUAUAGUUCAUGGGAAGAAGCCAAUGCACAAGUGGCAUCGUAUAGCAACAACAACUAUAGAGGGUUCAAGAGUUAGGCAGGCAACAGAACAAGCUUACUCCGCCUGGGUGCGAAAGCAUGUAGGCAGCAGUGUCGACAGUGUCAAGGUUGGAGCUGUCAAAGUGGAAGCUGCAAAGGUGGAUCGUCAGUUCGGCCUGAAGCUGGAGAACUUCAUCAUCUUCGCCCAGUUCGUCACCAUUGCUGCGUUGUGGCGUUGGUGUGCUAGGUGUGAUCAUUGUGGGUAAGCUCACUAACUAGGGUACAAGGUAAGCACAACAUGUACGCCGCAUGCAACCAAACGCCGUGUUCAUGUGCCGCUAGGGACAAUGAAGCCAACCAAAUAAAGUGCACUUGCGUAUUACCUAAUGCAGGGACACUAGAUGCAGGCGACCAAACAAGUUGCAUAUGGCAUAUUAAGGCCUGUUUUUUCUCAACCAGGCUGGGUUGAGAAGUGUA
Triticum aestivum (bread wheat) is the source of this 1561-nucleotide messenger RNA. Its product is annotated as serine/threonine protein kinase OSK3. Gene Ontology annotation, cellular component: cytoplasm. Gene Ontology annotation, biological process: intracellular signal transduction; protein phosphorylation. The transcript is spliced from 7 exons. The record is from RefSeq and is a predicted model, not a curated record. NCBI's taxonomy places the organism in Eukaryota, Viridiplantae, Streptophyta, Magnoliopsida, Poales, Poaceae. Gene Ontology annotation, molecular function: protein serine/threonine kinase activity; ATP binding. Bases 147 to 1142 code for a protein of 331 amino acids.